Gavia stellata (red-throated loon) is the source of this 1551-nucleotide messenger RNA. RefSeq names its product NFKB inhibitor epsilon (gene NFKBIE). NCBI's taxonomy places the organism in Eukaryota, Metazoa, Chordata, Aves, Gaviiformes, Gaviidae. The record is from RefSeq and is a predicted model, not a curated record. Gene Ontology annotation, molecular function: protein binding. Bases 1 to 1119 code for a protein of 372 amino acids. The transcript is spliced from 6 exons.
AUGUCGCGGGCGGCGGGCGGCGAGUGCCGCAAGGAGGCGGCGGGCUGGGAGGGCGAGGACGGGCAGUGCGACUCGGGCAUCGAGUCGCUGCGCUCGCUGCCGGGCGGGAGGGAGACCCCCGCCGCCGCCGCCGAGAUCCCCCCUGCCGCCUCCGAGACCCUCGCCGAGACCCUCGCCGAGACCGCCGCCGAGACCGCCGCCGCCGAGGAGCGGCUCGACUCCAGCUACGGCUCCGGCGCCCUCCCGGAGCCCCUGGCCGCGCUGCCGGCCGCCUGCCGCGCCGAGGAGCCGCCGCCGCAGCCCGAGGGGCUCGGCCGGCAGCAGCUGGAGGCGCUCACCUACGUUUCGGAGGACGGCGACACUUUGGUUCACCUGGCCAUUAUCCACUGUGUCCCAGCUGUGGCACUCUGCUGCAUCGCUCAACUGCCCAGGGAGGUGCUGGAGAUCCAAAAUGAUCUCUUCCAGACCCCGCUCCACCUUGCCGUGUACCUGGAGCAGCCCAGCGUGAUCCAGGCGCUCAUCCACAAGGGAGUGAACCCCGGGCUGCAGGACCGCAAUGGCAACACCCCGCUGCACCUGGCCUGCGAGCAGCAGCGCCUGUGGUGCGCCCAGCAGCUGCUGCAGGGCACAGCCCCACCGGAGGGCACAGCCCCACCGGAGGGCACGGCCCAGCCCCCCGGGCACCACCAGGACCUGCAGCUCCAGAACUGGCAAGGCUUGGCUUGUCUGCACAUCAGCACCUUGAAGGGGAACAUCCCGAUGAUGUCUCUGCUGCUGGAGAGCGGCGCCAACAUCAAUGUUCGGGAGGGCACAAGCGGGAAGACCCCAUUGCACCUGGCCGUGGAGUGCCACAACCGCAGGGCAGUCCAGUUCCUGCUGCACAACGGGGCGUACGUGGAUGCCCAGAUGUACAAUGGGUGCACCCCGCUCCACCUGGCCGUGGGCCGCAAGGAUGCUGCCAUUGCCGCCAUCCUCUCACACUCCGGGGCUGACACCCUGCUGAGGAACAUGGAGAAUGAGACGGCCCAGGACCUGGCUGACGGCAACGAUGACCUCCUCGCCUUGCUGCCCUUCGAUGACCUGAAGAUCUCGGGGAAGCCUGUUGUGUGCUCUGAAUGAGCAGCUGGACUCCUUUGGCCUGUCAGGCUGCCUCCUCGCUCUGCGCUGUUGCCCUGCUGCCCGCUGGGACCUUGUCUGCCUGCAGUUCAGUGGGAGCAGAGCCACUUUGGGAGACGUUACCCCCCUCUUCAUCCAUUUGGAAAAGUUUUGUUGGCCUUAGGCUGCCAUCUCGGAGGGAAGAAGGUGGCACUAUGAGCACUACACAGGGGAGGCUUCUCUUUUAGUAUUUGUGCCCUGCAGCAGGACUGAAUUUCCCCUCCCUGCCAUGGGUCUGACUUGUGGGGUUCUCCAGCUUACACAGGGAAGGAGCAGGAGAGGACUCGUUUUCACACUGUAUGGUGGACAGAGCAUCCUAUGGCACCCCCAGACACCAUCAGAAUAAGUGUGGGGUGAGAGGAGUUGACACUCACUCUAAUAAAUGUUUGUUCUGGC